AUUGUAAUCGGAAGAUUGAACCAGAAACACAUAUAUUUCUUUCUCCUAAAAUCCUCUUGUUUUACUUAUGUUUUUGAAUUAUUUAUAAACCAUGGACGAAACAGAAAGAAUAACAACUUCUCCAUCUUCUAAAGGAAGGGAAACGUCUGAAUUUUUGAUGAGAAUUGUAAGAACACUCUCUCACAGUGCCGAUUUUGAACAAAGAGAAAAAGAAAAGGCAAGAAUUGACAAAGCAUACAAACAGAGUGACAAGAAAUUGGGAGAAUUAGUUACAGCACACUAUGAAGAUCUUACCAAAGUUACACAAGAUUUUAGUAGGAUGAGCAAAUGUAUAAAUGAUUCAAGGGAGAGAAUAACAAAGAUUAGAGAAGAUUUAAGUAGUUGUAAGACAUUGUUACAUUGUAAGAGAGAUGAACUGAGAAGAUUAUGGAUUGAAGGAGUUGAACACAAAGCUAUGGUAGCUUUAUUAGAUCAGGUGGAACUUAUUAAAGAGGUACCAGUAAAGUUAGAUAAUUUUAUUAUCAGUAAGCAUUACUUGCACGCUACAGACCUACUAGUAAAUGCAGUUGCUAAAUUAGAGAAGCCAUUAGCUGGGAUUGAUGCUCUUAGAGAUCUGAAAGCUGAACUGAUUGCUCGUAAUGAACAACUUCAUGAGACUUUGAUAGAGGAAUUGAACAAACAGAUUUAUGCAGCAGUUCCUGAUCAGUCUGCUUCAUUAAAACGUUCUUCAUCAUACAGAAGAGGAAGUAAUCUAACAAAGCAGUUAUCUGACCCAGAAUGCAAGCAGACAAAGCCAAAUACAGAAAUGCUGAAACCUCCAGAAAUGAUGGAUUUAAAUAAGGAAAUAAAAGAAGAUUUGAAUGGAAACCCAGAGGAAAAUCCUGCACAUUUCAUUGCAGUUUUAGUUGAAGCAUUGUUUGUCCUUAGAAAAAUUCCAGAUUCUGCUGAGAGGAAUAAGAAAAUGAAGGAUCCACUGGGUAUAAAGUCAAAGAUAGAACCAGAAUUAUCGGCCAUUGUAGCAAGAACAUCUCAACAGGUUGUUGACAGUUAUGCACAACCAGGAGAGUCUUUAUCUAGUCAGAAUCAACCAAGAUUUUUAUUGGAACUUCUAGAAAAUGUAUUUCACCAAUUCAGAAAUGUUGCCACAAUGCAUAAGAUUGUUCUUCGUAACUUACAGAGAAUUAUACCGACACCAGAGGAGACCGUAGAUGAGGUGUCAGGUGUACCAAUUAGAAAUGAAUUGUUAUAUGAUAUGAAUGAUGUUUGGUCCAAAAUACAAGCAGUUCUUGAAUUAGUUCUGAGAGAAUAUUUAGAUGUACAGACGUCAUCCAGACAAAGAGCUCCCACAAGUUUUGAUGAACCAAGUACAGACAUAAACUCCUACUUCAGUAAGAAAAAGCCAACCAAAUCAAAAAAGGACAAAGGAAAGAGUGAUAAGAUGUCAUUGUUUAGAUUUGAUGCCUCUAUCCAUGCUAUGAGUACCAACAGCUAUGUAGAUGAUAACAUGACUUUUGAUACAGGAAAUUUAUUUCAUGUCAACCUUUUAUCAGAAGUUGGACUUGGUAAACAUCAGAUGGUGUGUAAACCCAGUGUGAACAACAUCACAGCCAUAUUCAUGCCAUUAGAAGCUUUCAUUAAAGAAGUAGAAGAUGCAGUAGCUUGUCAAGAUGGAACAUCAAGUUUACAGUCUUUUGUAACCGAGUUCAUACAGAAUAUAUUUCUUGGACAAGUUCAUGCCACAGUGUCCUCAAGCAUAGCUGCUGCUACUAAAGUUGAUGAAGAAGAUGGAAGUUUUGAUGCAUUGAGACAUGUUGUUGAUCACAAAACUCAGAAAGAUUUAGGAGUGACAAGACCACUUUUAACUAGUACUGUUACUGUAGACAGAAACAUUCAGAAACUACAGGAGCUAAUGCAGAGUUUACCAACCUAUGGGGACCAGUUUCUUAACAUGAUAUGUAACAUACUAAAGGAAUAUAGAGAUACCUGUAACUCAGCUUAUAGAGGGAUAGUACAAAUAGAAUCUGAUGAAAAGAGAGUCAUUAGUGCUACAUGGGCUAAAGAUGAAGAUAUCAGUAGAUUUCUCAGAUCCUUACCAAGUUGGAGAAGUUUACAGAUGUCAGAGAGACAGGACUUGAGUAAAAAACUUUGUUCUGAGGAGGAAAUCAGGACCCUGAACUCUAAAGAAGCGUUAAUAUUGAUCAGUAAUUUAUCAUCAGAGGCCAUUAUUCCACAGCAGGAAAUUAUUACAGAUGUUACACAAAUGAGGACCAUAGCUAAUGUUCAUGAAAGUCUGGAAUGGUUUGCUGGAAGAUUGAGACAGUUUUGCCAGUUACUAUCAGCCAGAUCACCCACCUCCAUGAGUUCAAUAGAAUUAUCCACCAGGGAAUACCCACCUGUGUCUGAUAAGUCACUAGAAUCACUUAAAAUGUUAGUUAAAGAUUUCCAAGACUUAGCUGAAAUUUGUUUGCUGUUGUUGCAUUUGGAGGUCAGAGUUCAUUGUUUCUACUUCCUGUUACCAGUGGCAAAACAGUCAAAUUAUGCUGGUCCUAUAGAUGAUCUUGAUCCAGAUUCAAAUGUACUUAAACUAAAUAAAGAUUUAUCUGCAAUGGAAGAAAUGUUGGUUCAGAGCUUACAACCACAAAAAUUUAAAUAUAUAUUUGAAAGUCUUGGAUUUUUAGUUUCAUCCAUUUUAAUGAGUAGUAUACAGUACUUGAAAAAGAUAAAUGAGAAUGGUAUAAAGAAAAUGUGUAGAAAUUUAUUUGCCAUACAACAAAACCUGACCAACAUUACAAUGGCUAGAGAAACAGACCUGGAUCAUGCAAGACAGUAUUAUGAGCUCCUUUAUAUGAACCCUGAUGAUGUGCUGUCAUUGAUUGUGGAGAAAGGACCAGAUUAUUCCUAUACAGAAUAUGUCUCACUGUUCCAGUUAUACCAGAAAAGCCAUCCACACAUUAAACCAGCCAAUCUAGACACAUUGUUACAUAAACUUGAGGAAGUCAUGAACAAAACACAGAAUGGUUCAUCUGCAUAAUAAUCAUAUCCAUUUAGAACUGGAUAACUACGAGCAUGUAUUGUUUUAUUGUGAUAUAAAAGUCAUCAUGGAGUUAUGAUCCAGCAGUAUAUGAAUACAACAGUUUUUUUGAGAAAAAAAAAUUCAUAAUAUUUGCUUAUGUGCGAAUGAUUUACAAUGUUGCAUAUUAUUGUAACUGUUCCAUGUUUCCCAAAAAUGUUAACUUUAUGGACUAAAUCAGCCUACAUAAUUGACAAGCAUUAAAUACAAGCUUUUUGAACAUUGAUAUGCGAAGAUAAAUAAUUACAAAACGCCACUUUAAAAACAUUGCAGUAUUUAUUUAGCAAACAUAUAUAAUCAUGAUUACUAUCUAUGAAUAGAAUUGAUGAAAAAGUUAUUCAUCCUUUUAAACAGUGCAAUAUUAUUUUGUUUAAUUUGUGAUAUAUUGAUGUUGAUUGUAUGUUUAUAUAUAUAAAAUUGAGAUAAAUAACAA
Messenger RNA from Mytilus californianus (California mussel), 3503 nucleotides. RefSeq names its product exocyst complex component 4-like. Bases 92 to 3031 code for a protein of 979 amino acids. Lineage: Eukaryota; Metazoa; Mollusca; Bivalvia; Mytilida; Mytilidae. Gene Ontology annotation, biological process: exocytosis; chemical synaptic transmission; Golgi to plasma membrane transport. The record is from RefSeq and is a predicted model, not a curated record. The transcript is spliced from 32 exons. Gene Ontology annotation, cellular component: exocyst; growth cone membrane; synapse.